AUGGAAGUAAACGUGGGCCCAUAUAGCGUUUCUCUCAAUGGUAUACUUUCUCUAUUGCCACCACUGCAGGCGGAAAUAUUGACCCUGAUGCUUGACUUAAUCGUCACGUUAUGUACCGAGUCCAUAGGAUUCGUACACGGCAUCUCAUUGCGCUCUGCGCUAGCAUCAGAGUCUCGGCUUCGUUUCAACACCAACCUGCGCCUUCUGACCGCAGCUCGUGGAUGGCAUAAUCCUAAUGGCGCCCUGCUUAACGGUAUCUCGGUUGUCCUCCUCAUUAUAUCCUACAGCUCGGCCUCAGUCGUCAUAUUCCUGAACCAAAAUGUCAAUUACUCAGAGACAAUCGCAAGUAUUGCCAUCGCAGGAAUACCUCUCUUCAUAUUGGGCGUCGCACUCCUCCUCCAGGUGAUGAUCGCAUUGUCAGCGAUGCGGGCUAUCAAAAUCCUGACGUGGAGCUCCUCACCUUUCGACUUGACCGCUGCACUCGUCCACCACACACAAUUGACCCCAGCUACUUUCCGGUGCAUGCGUCGUGUGUCUGACCUAGACACGUAUGGAGGACCAGCGAAGCCACCAGAGACACAGCCCUCUGCGUGGCAUGCUCACCCUAGUAUCCGUAAAGUUGUCAUUUUUCUGUGGGUUAUUGUUGCAGCAUGCGCUGGAUGGGCCGCAUUCGUCGUGUCUGUCACCUGGGACCAACAUCUGACCCUAAAAACGUGGUCGUUCUUCAACAAUUCUUACAGCAUUUACAUGACAUAUAGUCUACCGAGUGGCAGUCUUAAGGGGUGGAUUCAACUUUUUGUCAACAUUGCAGCAGUCCAGGGACUGUUGACGCUUGGGCUGCAUUGCUCGGAGCUCAUCGUGAAUGUCAUUCGAGACGAAAGACAGUGGAGAUGCGCUACCAGAAGGCAAGGACUUAAAGUGGCGACGAACCCGCUGAAGCCGAUUUUCACUCAUCCACUCUGUCUCAUACUUUUUAUCGCGAAGCCUUUCCUGCACUGGAUGUUUGGGCUUUCAUUCAAGAUAACCACAAGCGCCUAUAACGAAUCCCUACACUAUUUUUCGGUAAUGAUGUUCACUGCCCAGAUCUGGAACUUAUGCAUUGCCCUCUUUAUACUUGCCUGUUUUUUCACUGUCGUCGCACUGCUCCGACCGCACGGUCCCCAGCCAGCUGCAUAUGGCCACCUGCAGACGCUCGCCAACCUCGUGGAUGAGUGGUCGCCUGUGAUGUGGUGGGGACACAAGGAGGAUGGAAUUCCAUAUUGUCAUGCUGGUAGGGUACUUGCAUGUUCACGAUGA
Suillus plorans is the source of this 1296-nucleotide messenger RNA. RefSeq lists its product as uncharacterized. The record is from RefSeq and is a predicted model, not a curated record. Bases 1 to 1296 code for a protein of 431 amino acids. The transcript has 3 exons. Lineage: Eukaryota; Fungi; Basidiomycota; Agaricomycetes; Boletales; Suillaceae.